Molecule: messenger RNA, 1377 nt
Organism: Penicillium hordei
Lineage: Eukaryota; Fungi; Ascomycota; Eurotiomycetes; Eurotiales; Aspergillaceae
Product: bifunctional nucleoside/nucleotide kinase/histidine phosphatase family protein
Exons: 4
Coding region: 1-1377 (458 amino acids)
Biological process (GO): fructose 2,6-bisphosphate metabolic process; fructose metabolic process
Cellular component (GO): cytosol
Molecular function (GO): 6-phosphofructo-2-kinase activity; ATP binding; fructose-2,6-bisphosphate 2-phosphatase activity
Source: RefSeq, a predicted model, not a curated record
AUGUCUUCAAAAAGUGUCCAAAGCCAGCAUAAGGCAUUCGUUGCAAGCUCCGACGACUCAAAGAUAUGUGUUGUCAUGGUGGGCCUCCCGGCCCGAGGCAAGAGUCUCAUCGCCGGCAAGGCCAUGCGCUAUCUGGGUUGGGUCGGUGUCCCUGCACGUGUCUUCAAUGUGGGAAGCUAUCGCCGCUUCAGCACCCCACAGCCACAGGCGGCCUUCUUUGAUCCUCACAAUGCAGAAGGUGAGCGCAUGCGCCGAGCUGCCGCAGAGGCUGCUAUGUCGGACAUGCUUCAGUGGUUUAACGCCGGGAAGGGUGUUGUGGCUAUCUUGGACGCUACCAACUCCACAAAGGAUCGCCGCAAGUGGAUCUACGAGAAAUGCACCGAGGCUGGUAUCGAGGCUCUCUUUGUUGAGUCGAUUUGUGAUGACGAAGAUCUGAUCAUGACCAACAUCAAGGAAGUCAAAACGACAUCUCCAGACUACAAGGGCCAAGACCCUGAAGUGGCGGCGCUUGAUUUCCGCAACCGCAUUCGCAACUAUGAAAAGGUGUACGAGACCAUCGAUGAUGACGAGAAGAAGUACACUUAUGUCAAGCUCAUCAACGUGGGAUCGACGGUCAUCAUCAACCAGAUCAAAGAUUAUCUGUCCAGUCGCCUAGUCUAUUAUAUCCAGAAUAUUCACAUCAAGCCUCGUUCAAUCUGGCUAUCAAGGCACGGUGAAUCCGAGUUCAACCUGACCGGCCGGAUUGGAGGCGACGCCAACAUCUCCGAGCGUGGCGAGGCCUACGCCCGCGCACUCCCCGAGUUAAUGCGCAAGUCUGGUAUCCCAGACAAUACCAAGAUCGUGAUUUGGACCUCAACUUUGCGCCGCACUAUUCAGAGUGCCCGCCAUCUCAAAGCAGAUACUGGCUACGAGACACUGGAGUGGAAAGCCCUGGAUGAGCUGGACUCGGGCGUCUGCGAUGGUUUGACCUACGAGCAAAUCGCUGAAAAGUACCCUGAGGAUUUUGCCGCCCGUGAUGAAGACAAGUACAACUACCGCUACCGCGGUGGCGAGUCCUACCGCGACGUCGUCAUCCGCCUUGAGCCCAUCAUCAUGGAGCUGGAGCGCAGUGAGAAUGUGAUUAUUGUUACCCACCAAGCUGUCCUCCGCUGCAUCUACGCAUACUUUAUGAAUAUACCCCAGGAGCAGAGUCCCUGGAUGGAGGUGCCUUUGCAUACUCUUAUCAAACUCACGCCCCGCGCUUACGGUACCGAAGAGCAGCGCUUCAAGGCUGAUAUCCCCGCUGUGUCAACCUGGCGUGGGAAGGGGACUUCGGCGAAGCACCAGGAUUUCCCUACCGAGAGAGAAAAGAAAGAGGACACGGAAACCAAGCAUUAG